GAUAUGCUAGCAGUCUCGUGGCACACACGGGAGGAAGCACAGACCAACUGUGGCUUUGGAAUCCAUAGAAGAGGGUGUCUGAAGGGAGAAAGGUGCUAUGGCGCUAUAAAGAGGAACUGCAGUCCGUUAUACUGUAUAUAAGGAAGGUACCAUCUGAACAGACAGAACAAACCAGAGAGCCUUUGCCAGCUUCUCAAUGGAACUCAGGAUAGUCACCCUGGUUUUGCUGUUUACCUGCUUGAAUGGAGAGUUGAGCAAACCUCAUAUACUGCAGCGGCGAGGACUACUUGAGUUAGCUGGGACCAUUCGCUGUGGAACUGGCCGCUCUGGUUUACAUUACAUUGGAUAUGGAUGUCACUGUGGACUAGGAGGACAAGGAGUGCCAAAAGAUAACACUGACUGGUGUUGCCAUAGUCAUGACUGUUGCUAUGAAUUUGCAGAAAGAUAUGGGUGCAAAACCAAAUUGGGACACUACAGCUGGACCUGUGAAGACAAGACUGUAAAAUGCGGUGACAUGCAGGAUUGGUGCCAAAAAACUGUGUGCAAAUGUGACAGUGAAUUUGCCAGUUGCUUAAGUAAAACCAGAUUCAACUACAAGCACAUCUUGUAUCCGAAUUUCCUUUGCAAGAAACGUACACCGUCAUGCCAAACAAGUGAUGACUGGUUUUCGGACAUUGACUAAACAUCUAUUCUGCACAAAAUGCCCUAGCCUAACAACAGUAGUAGUCGGAUUCGUCUUAAAGGGACAGUUCAGUGUAAAAAUUAAAAACUGUGCAAAACAAAACAUGUUUCUAACAUAGUUAGCCAAA
This is a messenger RNA of Xenopus laevis (African clawed frog), 809 nucleotides long. Its product is annotated as phospholipase A2. NCBI's taxonomy places the organism in Eukaryota, Metazoa, Chordata, Amphibia, Anura, Pipidae. The record is from RefSeq and is a predicted model, not a curated record. The coding region runs from base 197 to 682 and encodes 161 amino acids. The transcript has 4 exons.